CCACCUCUCUCAGUCCUCGCCCGAUCAUCACAGCGUCGACUGCGGAAUAGCAGGGAAGAGAGGUGCUACGCUCAUGCAUGCAGCCGGGAAAACUUACUCCUUCAAGUCUGCGGGGAGAUGCCUGGAGUGCCCAGCGCCCGGCAUUUUCGACGCAAACAGAACUAAGAGAUUUUAAGUUUGCCAGGGAUCGGGGCGUUUGCUUCAAAAAAGGGCAAGGGAUUUCACCCUCAGUGUGGUCUCUUGCUCUCUCCCUUUUCCCUUUUUUUUGUUUGGAUUCACACGCAAUUAGUGCCGGCACAAAAGGAGCAGCUGAAUAGAGGUUGUCCAUCUCUCAAAAGGGGUGAGUGAGAAUCCUUUCAUGUGAGAUCGAGUUCACGGCGAAGGCUUUUUUUUACCCCACCACCCUUUUCCCUGUUAUCUAAAAUGAACAAAGUGUCUUGCUUUGUAUACCGUGAUAUUCUUCUAUUUUUGUUGUAGCAGGAUCCUUAUGUGCUUUAAAUGAACAUACAAACAACCGCAACAGAGCCGAGAGAGAAAGAGAGCUAGAGACAGAGAGGGAGGCAGGGAGAGAGAGCACUGAUUUCAGUCGAGGACUUUUAAAAACAAUGUAGACUUCUCGGCGAUUCAAUGGACUUUUUCUCUGCUACACCCAGGGAUAUUCAUGCUGAUGGAUUUCCUUUUGGCUGGUCUACACCUGAAGUGGCUGCAUGGAAAGCCUCCUGGAUUGAUACUUUGCUCACUGCUCAUAUUUCUGAAAGCUGUUCCCGUGGCGGGGGCCGUCUGCCCAAGGCCGUGCCGCUGCGACGGCAAGCUGGUGUACUGCGAGGGGCUUAAUCUGACCGAGGUUCCACGCAACGUCAGCAGUGCCACGGGCUUGUCCCUUCGGGGGAACGGCCUGUCGGAGCUGCGUGAGGGCCAGUUUGCCGGCCUCAUGCAGUUGACGUGGCUCUAUCUGGACCACAAUGCCAUUGAGUCGGUGGAGGAGGGCGCCUUCGAGAGACUGCGUAGGGUGAAGGAGCUGAACCUCAGCGCCAACAAGAUUGAGAUGCUGCCAAACUCAACAUUCAGACCCCUGCCCAACCUUCGCAUUUUGGAUUUGUCUUACAACAACCUGCAGGCAUUGGAGCCCAACCUUUUCCAUGGCCUUAGGAAGCUUACCACUCUGCACUUGCGCCACAAUGCCAUAAAGUUUGUCCCUGUGAGGAUCUUUCAAGACUGCAGGAGCAUGCAGUUCUUAGAUCUAGGCUAUAAUCAGCUGCAGAGUCUGGCACGCAACUCCUUUGCUGGAUUGUUCAAGCUGACUGAGCUACACUUGGAGCACAAUGAGUUGGUCAAAGUCAAUCUGGCCCACUUUCCCCGUCUCAUCUCCCUGCGCACCCUCUACAUGCACCACAACAAAGCUACAAUUGUUGUCAGCACGCUGGACUGGACCUGGCCCUUCCUUGAAAAGAUCGACUUUUCUGGCAAUGCCAUCGAGCACAUUGAGCCACACGUGUUCGAAAGCGUGCCCAACCUCAAGUCACUGCAACUGAAUUCCAACAAGCUGACCUACAUUGACCAGAGGAUCCUGGACUCCUGGGUAUCCCUCACCAGCAUCUCCCUGUCAGGGAACACAUGGGAGUGCAGCCGCAACGUGUGCGCCCUGGCAUCUUGGCUCAGCGGCUUCCGAGGCCAGCGGGAUGGCGGCCUGCAGUGCGCCAGUCCAGAUGCGGCUCAGGGUGAGGACGUUCUUGACGCAGUCUAUGCGUUCCAGCUAUGCGAGGACACUGUAAACACCACCCCAGAAACCCGAGCUGCCACCAGGGACAAGGCAAGCGGCUUCAGCCGAGAGAAGCCCACCGGGGAUCCGUACGAGCUGCAGCACACCGAAGGCGGAGAGACAGCGACUGGCUCCUUCACGGUGACCGAGGCCGGGGAUGACCAUGAAAGUACCAUGCAGAUUCAUAAGGUGGUCACUGGUACCAUGGCGCUCAUCUUCUCUUUCCUGAUUGUGGUGCUGACGCUCUACGUGUCCUGGAAAUGCUUCCCGGCGGGAGUGCGGCAAGUGAGGCAGUGCCUUACCAGCCAGAGGCGAAAGCAGAAGCAGAAACAGAGCAUGCAGCAGAUGGCUGCUAUGUCCGCCCAGGAAUACUACGUCGACUACAAGCCCAACCACAUCGAAGGCGCCUUGGUCAUCAUCAACGAGUACGGAUCGUGCACCUGUCAGCAACAGCCAUCCCGGGAGUGUGAGGUGUGAGGCGCCGGGUGCGGGAUUUAAAGCAGCCGGAUGACACGCGCACAUGCGCCGCGUUGCGUCGUGCUGCUCUGCAGAGGACCGGCAUAGACUGUGACCGUGGAUUUACUGCUGAUAUCAAACUGCAGCUUCGGGUUCUUGCACCUGUUGACUUGUUAAGUGGGAAAAUAGGCUAAUGAGGAGACUGCUCUCACAAAGGGAGGAUACUUGAGCUUUAAUGUUUCCUUUUUUUCUUCUCGGAUACUCAGACCGCCGUGGCACAGCUUAACAGGUUUUGUUAUGUAAGAGGGGAGACUGAAAUAGGAAGAAAUUUUGAAAUCUAUUGAAGCAUAAAUGCAAAAGCAAAUUAAGAUGCAAGUUAUCUUAUU
Messenger RNA from Scleropages formosus (Asian bonytongue), 2601 nucleotides. RefSeq names its product leucine-rich repeat transmembrane neuronal protein 1-like. NCBI's taxonomy places the organism in Eukaryota, Metazoa, Chordata, Actinopteri, Osteoglossiformes, Osteoglossidae. The coding region runs from base 662 to 2236 and encodes 524 amino acids. The transcript has a single exon. Gene Ontology annotation, molecular function: protein binding. The record is from RefSeq and is a predicted model, not a curated record.